CCCCGUCCAAUCCCGUCUGAUAUAGGGGUACUGGGACCUUAUCCUGCAUCCGGAGCUUCCCAGCGAGACCCAUGAAUCCUUACAUCAACUGCUUCAGCCCUGAGCUCCCCCUGUCCCAGCAAGACUUCCCCAUGGAGCCCCCCAGCCCCGACCUCUGCAACAGGACUCACCCUGACGCUUUAUUCGACCCCAAAGAUGCCAACCUGACGGAGGAGCAGCUGCGACAUAAAUACUUAGGGCCUCGGAGAUCCAACUUCUUCAUCCCUGUCUGCGUGAUCUACCUGCUGAUCUUUGCUGUGGGGGCAGUGGGCAACACACUCACCUGCAUCGUCAUCCUCCAGCACCGCUUCAUGAGGACACCCACGAAUUACUACCUGUUCAGUCUGGCUGUGUCUGACCUGCUGGUGCUGCUGCUGGGAAUGCCGCUGGAGCUGUAUGACAUGUGGAGCAAUUACCCCUUCCUGCUGGGGGCUGGGGGCUGUUACUUCAAGACGUUGCUCUUUGAGGCCGUCUGCUUCGCUUCCAUCCUCAACGUCACCGCCCUGAGCGUGGAGCGCUACAUUGCCGUGGUGCACCCACUCAAAGCUAAGUAUGUGGUGACCAGGAACCAUGCCAAGAGGGUCAUCAUCACCAUCUGGGUGGUGUCAGUCAUCUGCUCCAUCCCCAACACCAGCAUCCAUGGGCUGCAACCUCUCUAUGUGCCUGGCCGGGGCCGCGUGCCUGAUUCGGAGAUCUGCACCCUGGUGAAGCCACGCUUGACCUACAAUCUCAUCAUCCAGAUCACCACCAUCGUCUUCUUCUUCCUGCCCAUGGGGACCAUCAGCAUCCUCUACCUGCUUAUCGGCCUGCAGCUCAAGAAAGAGAAGAUGCUGGAGGCCCUGGGGGCCAAGUCCAGUGGUGACAAUGACUAUCACAGAGUCCAGGGACAGAAGAAGGUGAAGAGGAGGCAGGUCACGAAGAUGCUGUUCGUGCUGGUGGUGGUGUUUGGGAUCUGCUGGGCCCCCUUCCACACCGAUCGUCUCGUCUGGAGCUUCAUCUCCACCUGGACUGGCCCCAUGCUCCACAUGUUCCAGUACGUCCACAUCAUUUCAGGCAUCUUCUUCUACCUGAGCUCGGCCGCCAACCCCAUCCUCUACAACCUGAUGUCCACCCGCUUCCGUGAGAUGUUCAAGGAGGUGAUGUGUCACCCCGGCCAGCACCCGCCGGGCUCAUGCAAGCACUCACCCAGCGUCACCCAUGCCACCACCCGUAGCACUGAGUGUGAGCCCAUGCCCAGUGCCAAUGGGCUGCCCCUCUCUGAUGCUGAGGAGUACGAGAUGGUGGAAAUGAAGGAGAUGGAGGAGAUGGAGGAGAUGGAGGAGAUGGAGGGUGGCCAGGCUGUCACGCAUGCCACAUCCCUCUGCUGAAUAGCAAGAGGACAUGGAGGAACCAAAACAGCUUCCCCACCAUCAGCAUUGGCAUCACCAUCACCACAGCAUCCAUCUGCAGGAUGGAGGGAAGCGAUGGGGCCGUGCAUCACCGUGCUGUUCCAGCAGGAGCAGGGCUACUUCUCCAGGUGUGCUGCCAGGCUGCUUCUCUUGGCUGCUCCAGGGAUAUGGAGACCAUCCCUUGCCUCACUAUGACCAGGUUGCAUUGCAUCCUCUGCACUCAUCACUGGGGCCAGACAAAGCCAGGACAUCAUGGUGUCACAAGGCCCCCCUCAUCCCCACCCUGCAUGAGCUGUUCCUCACCCAAGAAUCACAAAUCAGAGCCAUUCUUCCUCAAUUUGUGCCCUAAUUGCAUUCCCUGGGACUCAGACCUGUCCCCACUACCCCGCUAUCCUCCCACGUGCUGACAACAGUAAUAGGCACCGUCCCUUCA
Molecule: messenger RNA, 1860 nt
Organism: Centrocercus urophasianus (Greater sage-grouse)
Lineage: Eukaryota; Metazoa; Chordata; Aves; Galliformes; Phasianidae
Gene: NMUR1
Product: neuromedin U receptor 1
Exons: 3
Coding region: 72-1406 (444 amino acids)
Biological process (GO): G protein-coupled receptor signaling pathway
Cellular component (GO): plasma membrane
Molecular function (GO): neuromedin U receptor activity
Source: RefSeq, a predicted model, not a curated record